This is a messenger RNA of Lodderomyces pseudojiufengensis, 729 nucleotides long. It is a transcript of the gene GIR2, whose product is annotated as Gir2p. Gene Ontology annotation, molecular function: protein binding. The record is from RefSeq and is a predicted model, not a curated record. Gene Ontology annotation, biological process: cytoplasmic translation. The coding region runs from base 1 to 729 and encodes 242 amino acids. The transcript has a single exon. Lineage: Eukaryota; Fungi; Ascomycota; Pichiomycetes; Serinales; Debaryomycetaceae.
AUGGAUCAUAAAGAAGAACAGAGCCAAGAACUAGAGAUUUUACAAUCAAUAUAUCCAGAAGAGUUAGAAAUAUUGAAUGAAUCUCAGUCACAUUUCCAAAUUAUAGUUAAUUUAGACUUACCAAGUGAGAAAAAACAUUCUUUGUUGUUAAUUGUGAAAUAUCCUCCAACUUAUCCCGAAGUAAUACCUGAACUACAUAUCGAAGUGAAGGAGAAUGAAUUAGAUGAUGACGAUUUUGAUCAAAACGAUGAAGACGAAGAUGACGAAGAUGAUGAAGAUACGAAGCAAACUAAAUUAGCAUUAAACAUGGCAGAAACAAUAGAAUUUUCAAAAGAUGAUUUAAAUACCCUACUUUCAAAAUUGAACGAAGAAUCAGAAAUCAACAUAGGCUUACCUUCUGUAUUUACACUAAUCACAUAUUUGAAAGAUGAAGCAGAAUCUUUGUUUGUGAAUAAACUAGCUCAAGCAAAUAAAGAUUACGAACAAAAAAGACAAGAAAGAUAUAAACAAGAACAAUUGAAAUUUCAAGGUACGAAAGUGACUCCAGAGAACUUUGCAGAAUGGAGGGCCAAAUUUCGAAAAGAAAUGAAGUUUGAAGAACAAGAUUUGAAAAAAUUCCAGGAUAUGCAUAAUGGGAAAAUGAGUGGGAAAGAGAUAUUUGAAAAAGGAUUAGCUGGUAAUCUUGAAGGAGAUGAUUUGGUUGAUGGUGUCGAAAAGAUAUCGCUAUAG